UUUAUUUGUUGUUUUUGUGGAAAUCGUACGUCUAAAGUGUAACUAUGGCCAUCAUGCCUCCCACUCCGGACUACAGUGUGGACCUAGACCUGGGCGAGCCUCCACCGGAGCUGAUGGAGUACGCUCAUCAGCACCUUGGCGAGAAUCCCAACACCAAGCUCCAGGCUAUAUAUGAACUGAGGGAAAUGAUUUAUGAACGAGGUGAAUGCACCCCUCAUCGCAUGGAUGACGAGUUCUUGAUUAAAUUCCUGCGCGCGCGCAAGUUUAUUCCGAGGCGGGCCCAUAGAUUGAUUGUUAACUACUAUCAAUUCAAAGAAGACAAUCCAGAGUUAUUCGAGAAUGUCUUUCCACUUGACUUGAGGAAAAUUGGCGAUGCUAGCGUGAUCGCCGUACCUCCUUACAGGGACCAAGGCGGACGCAGACUACUGUUCUAUAGAAUAGGUUGUUGGAAUCCAAAAGAAAUACCCGUAGAAGACUUGUUCAAAGCGACCAUCAUGGCUAUGGAGCUGGGUCUACUGGAACAGAGGUCGCAGAUUUUAGGUGGAGUGGCUGUGUUUGACCUGGAAAAUAUUGGCACCCAGCAUGCGUGGCAGAUCACGCCAUCUGUCGCCUCCAAAAUAGUUAAACUUAUGGUGUCGUGUUUCCCGUUGACAACGCACGCCAUUCACAUCAUCAACCACUCGUGGCUUUUCGACAAGAUCUACAACAUGUUUAAACCCCUGCUGAACGCCAGCAUGCGGUCCAGGAUCUACUUCCAUGGUCAUGACUAUACGUCGUUACACAAACACAUACAUCCAGACCACUUACCGGAAAGAUACGGUGGGAAAUGGCCAGAUUACUCAUACACCAUUUGGCUAAAUUCUCUAAAGAAGAACUUCAGUGUGGCGAAAGAAGUCAUCAGCUAUGGGUACAAGUUCCGUGAAGAAGAAGUGGACCCUGAGGUAGUGAGGCAGCUGAAAGCAGAAGGGAUUAAGUUAUAUUGAGAUUUAUAAUAGUCAAACAGUCCUUGGACGUUUUUCUAGUGUGUUUAAA
Spodoptera exigua (beet armyworm) is the source of this 1032-nucleotide messenger RNA. NCBI's taxonomy places the organism in Eukaryota, Metazoa, Arthropoda, Insecta, Lepidoptera, Noctuidae. The record is from the annotation of a GenBank genome assembly.